UAGGUAAUGCAUGGUUGGGAGUAAUGGAUGAUGAAAAGCAAAAGCAUAUUCUUGCAUUAACAUUAGCAAGAAUAUUGGUUAAGGAAGAAGAUUGGAAUUUCUAUGCAAAUAAUUGUGUAGAAAAUCCACUAAUACAAGCAACAAAACUUGGUAUAAAUGAGUUAAUCAUUGAAAUUAUACAAAAUUACCCUCAAACAAUAGAAACCAUAGAUGAAGAGGGAAAAAAUAUACUACAUAUUGUAGUAGAACAAAAAAAUAGGUUCAUAUUUGAUUACAUUAUGAAAAAUGUAUCACACAUAGAUAGGUUGCUUGUUGAUAUUGAUCAUCAUGGAAAGACCAUAUUGCAUUCUGCAGCAAGUGUUGGAUCACCAUUCAAAUUUUCUACAGAGGAACCACCAAUUGAAAAAACAACAAGGGGUUAUAAAACAUUGAUACUCAUGGCAUGGGGUGUACUAUGGUUUAAGCGUGUAAAAUAUUGUGUUCAUCCACGUUUAUGGACAAUGAAGGAUGAUGAAAACAUGACUCCAAAAGAGCUAUUUGAUCAAAAUCAUUCAAAUGUAUGCAUAGAAGCAGAGAAAGCAAUCAAAGAUUUAGGAAAUCCAGCUCUCAUUCUAUCAACACUUCUAUGCACAAUCAACUUCGCUGCGGUUUUCACAAUCCCAGGAGGCUUUGAUGACAAAUCUGGACUACCUAUUCUACUAUCAAAACCACAAUAUUCAGAGUUAUGGAUGUUGAUGUUUUUCAUAGGUGCAGCACUUUAUGAUUCAGUCUUCACAAUGGGAACUGUGUUAUCACAUUCACAGUUUUAG
Solanum verrucosum is the source of this 809-nucleotide messenger RNA. RefSeq lists its product as uncharacterized. The record is from RefSeq and is a predicted model, not a curated record. Bases 24 to 809 code for a protein of 261 amino acids. Lineage: Eukaryota; Viridiplantae; Streptophyta; Magnoliopsida; Solanales; Solanaceae. The transcript is spliced from 3 exons.